GGAAGGAAGCAACAAAUCUAAUACCCCUAUUCUUGCUCUUUCUCUCUCUACAUCCACCUCUUCUCCAAUUCAUGGAGAGAGAAAACAAUCAUCAAGCAACAACAAAUGCUCUGAUUCAUUCUUGUUGAAUUCAGGUAGAUAUAUAUAGAUAGUUGUAUGUAUAAUAUGUAUAGAACCCUAAUUCGGUGAAUCCCCAAUAUCCAAUGCAUUGGUGUUCAAUUGAAUCGGAGUCUUCGAUUGGUUGUGAUUGCGGUGUUGUUGGAUCUGAUGGUGAGAGUUUUGGGGGUGGUGGUUCUAGAAGAGAAUCGUCGGUGUGGUUGCGGUGGUGAUUCUAGUUUUUUGGUGAGGGGUUGCAGAGGCGGCGACGACGACGAUGCAGCUUCACUUCUCACCGGGCAUGAGAAGCAUUACCAUAUCGACCAACAACAAUGGCUUUAUUGACUUGAUGAAGAUCAAGGUCGCAGCUCGCCAUAUCUCUUACCGUACUCUCUUCCACACCAUCCUCAUCCUCGCUUUUCUCUUGCCCUUUGUCUUCAUUCUCACUGCUGUUGUUACCCUCGAAGGUGUCAACAAGUGCUCCUCAUUCGAUUGUUUAGGCAGGCGGUGGGGACCAAGACUUCUCGGUAGGGUUGAUGAUUCAGGGCAGAGGUUGGUUAGAGAUUUUUACAAAAUCCUCAAUCAAGUGAGUACUGAAGAAAUCCCAGAAGACCUGAAGCUGCCGAAGUCAUUUAAUCAACUCAUUUCUGAAAUGAAAAACAAGAAGUACAAUGCGAAGGACUUUGCUUUGAUGUUAAAGGGAAUGAUGGAGAGAUCUGAGAGAGAGAUCAGGGAGUCAAAAUUCUCAGAACUAAUGAACAAGCACUUCGCUGCAAGCGCCAUUCCUAAAGGCAUCUACUGUCUUUCUCUGCGUUUGACUGAUGAGUAUUCAACUAAUGCUCACGCACGCAGACAGUUACCUGCACCUGAACUACUCCCUUUACUCUCUGACAACUUAUACUACCACUUUGUCUUGUCAACUGAUAACAUACUAGCAGCUUCAGUUGUGGUCACGUCUGCCGUCCAGUCAUCUGUAAAGCCAGAAAAGAUAGUUUUCCAUGUCAUCACUGACAAAAAAACAUAUGCGGGCAUGCACUCAUGGUUUGCUCUGAAUCCCUCUCCAGCUAUUGUUGAAGUAAAAGGAGUUCAUCAGUUUGACUGGUUAACAAGAGAGAACAUUCCAGUUCUUGAAGCUGUAGAAAAUCAUUUUGGGAUCAGGAACUACUACCAUGGGAAUCAUAUGGCUGGGGCCAACCUCAGUGAGAUUACUCCGCGGACAUUUGCUUCAAAAUUGCAGGCUAGAAGCCCAAAGUACAUUUCAUUGCUCAACCAUCUUCGCAUUUAUUUACCAGAGCUAUUUCCAAACCUUGAUAAGGUGGUGUUUUUAGAUGAUGAUAUUGUAGUUCAGCGUGACCUCUCUCCACUCUGGGAAAUUGACCUUGGUGGAAAGGUUAAUGGAGCUGUAGAAACCUGCAAAGGUGAAGACGAGUGGGUGAUGUCUAAGCGAUUCAGGAACUACUUCAAUUUUUCUCAUCCUCUCAUAGCAAAGAAUUUGAACCCUGACGAAUGUGCAUGGGCUUAUGGGAUGAACAUCUUUGAUUUACGUGCAUGGAGAAAGACAAAUAUAAGAGACACUUAUCAUACCUGGGUGAAGGAGAAUCUGAAGUCGAACUUGACAAUGUGGAAGCUGGGAACCUUACCGCCAGCAUUGAUUGCAUUUAAAGGUCAUGUUAAAGCAAUUGACCCAUCUUGGCACAUGCUUGGUUUGGGCUACCAGAACAAAACCGACAUUGAGAGUGUGGAAAAGGCUGCUGUUAUCCACUACAACGGCCAGUCAAAACCAUGGCUUCAGAUAGGCUUUGAGCAUCUCCGGCCAUUUUGGACCAAGUAUGUUAACUACUCCAAUGAUUUUGUUAGGAAUUGCCACAUCUUGGAGUAGUAUUUCACCAAGUAAAGGAGCUUAAACAGGAAAGUUUGGGACAGAAGAUGAAUGCAAUAUGGGGUUUGCACAAGUUUGUUUUGCAGCCUCUAAGUUUUGUUUAUAUCCAUCUGAGAAGAGAGCGAAAGAGAAAAUUGGCCAAAAUGGCUGUACAUUCAUGGUCCAGAUUCCCUGCUGCCCUCCCCACGUGAGGAACUAUAUCACUAUCACGGGCAUGCAAUUCAUUCUUUCAGUCUGUAAAAUAGCAAUCCAUCGUGUAUUUUUUUAUUCGGAAAAAGGACACAUUUUUUGGGCCUUCCUGAGAGGAGUCUUUGGAGUCUGCAUAUUGUUUUAGCAGCUAAUGGGGAAUACAAGUGAGGAAACAUGCCUAUGCAAACUGGUACACAGGAGGAGAGAGAAAGCGCUCAGCUCUUUUGAUGAUCCCCCGCUAGCCCCAUUAGUCUCAGAAAUGUAUUUCUUUUACGUUUUUUCAUUUUUGUUUUCAGUUCAUACUGCUUGGUCCAUUUUUUUUGGAUUUCAUAUAAUGACUUCAGUUUUAGGUAGUAGGUCUCAGAGAUUUAUCUGUUACAGGUCCCAUUGAGUUGGGGAACCAUUUUUAGGUUAUAUAUCAUUACUAUUUGUUAUGUAGGAUUCAUGAGAAACACUUAAAUUGUCAAGGAAAUUCUUUUUACCAUUUC
Messenger RNA from Camellia sinensis, 2652 nucleotides. Its product is annotated as putative galacturonosyltransferase 13. NCBI's taxonomy places the organism in Eukaryota, Viridiplantae, Streptophyta, Magnoliopsida, Ericales, Theaceae. The record is from RefSeq and is a predicted model, not a curated record. Gene Ontology annotation, molecular function: polygalacturonate 4-alpha-galacturonosyltransferase activity.